This is a messenger RNA of Onychomys torridus (southern grasshopper mouse), 847 nucleotides long. It is a transcript of the gene Mgst1, whose product is annotated as microsomal glutathione S-transferase 1. Gene Ontology annotation, cellular component: membrane; mitochondrion. The coding region runs from base 317 to 784 and encodes 155 amino acids. The record is from RefSeq and is a predicted model, not a curated record. The transcript has 4 exons. Gene Ontology annotation, molecular function: glutathione transferase activity. Lineage: Eukaryota; Metazoa; Chordata; Mammalia; Rodentia; Cricetidae.
GCCUUCCUUGUUCUCCUACCCUCAAGCCUGGACAGAAUUGCCGAGGUCCUUGGCAUAGAGUGGUCCUCACCCGUAGCAGAGCUGAAUCCCGGCUUCUUCCGGGUGGGCGCCAGCCGGAGGACCUGAGGACCGCGGUUGAUUGGGGGCGGAGCUUGGCGAGCUCAGGAGGCCGGUAAUUAAAAGAAAGUCACAAAGAGGGCGGGGCCGGCUCCGGUCCUCUGGGUGAAAAGUCCCCUGGUGUGGCAGCUUGGCCCUACAGCUUGAGGAUCUUCUCCAGGGACUCAGUCAUUUAAAGAUUGAGACCAAGAUCGCAGGAAUGGCUGACCUCAAGCAACUCAUGGACAAUGAGGUGUUGAUGGCCUUUGCCUCCUACGCAACCAUUAUUCUUACCAAGAUGAUGUUCAUGAGCUCUGCAACUGCAUUCCAGAGGCUAACCAACAAGGUCUUUGCCAACCCAGAAGACUGCGCUAGCUUUGGCAAGGGGGAGAAUGCCAAGAAGUUUCUUCGGACUGACGACAAGGUAGAGCGAGUGCGAAGAGCCCACCUGAACGAUCUUGAAAACAUUGUGCCCUUUCUUGGUAUCGGCCUUCUGUAUUCCCUGAGUGGUCCAGAUCUCUCUACAGCCCUCAUGCACUUCAGAAUCUUUGUCGGUGCUCGGAUCUACCACACAAUUGCCUACUUGACUCCCCUUCCUCAGCCAAACAGGGGCUUGGCAUUUUUCGUUGGCUAUGGAGUUACUUUUUCAAUGGCUUACAGGCUGCUAAAGAGUAGACUGUACCUGUAAAGAGAAUUGUAAUCCUCAUCAUCUGAUUGCAAUCCUCAUCAUCUGAUUGGCUUUUUUUUUUUU